Serpula lacrymans var. lacrymans S7.9 is the source of this 2898-nucleotide messenger RNA. RefSeq lists its product as uncharacterized. Bases 310 to 1563 code for a protein of 417 amino acids. The record is from RefSeq and is a predicted model, not a curated record. NCBI's taxonomy places the organism in Eukaryota, Fungi, Basidiomycota, Agaricomycetes, Boletales, Serpulaceae. The transcript has 9 exons. Gene Ontology annotation, molecular function: protein binding.
GAUCAAAGAUAUUUUACACCAAGUGCUUUCUUUCUGGAAGUAGCCCAGCUGGCGAUGGAGUACGUGUGGAGUGGUCAUACACACAAGAACACGCUUAUAAUUAUCCCAGCUUCUUGUCUCCACCCAUCUAUAACACAACUGUCAAUCUCAUAAGUACUUAAAGAGAGUCUAGAAUGCGUCGCCAAUCGCGUCUAUCAUAUCGAGCCAAGCUAGGAAUGCAUAUAAGGAUACCGUGGCAGGUUUUUGAAAUAUGGGACCAUUCUCUUCUGUACCACCAUCACAAAGUAUUAUAGCAACAUCCAGCUCAACAUGGCUUCCUUUGACCCCCUCGAUCCACAAAGUGUCCCCCCAGAGUUCACAAAGGAAUCUACAGACUGGCUGGCCAUAUUCAAUCCUCGUGUACCUCGCCAGAUGGACGUCCAGCUCGCCGCGCGGUUCGUGCACGAUGGUGUGAUAUGCAGUGUCAAAUUCUCCGCUGAUGGUUCCCUUCUCGCUGUGGGCUCUGAUGGUGUCGUAUUGUUAUACGAUCUUGUGAAUGGGGCUAAGAUUACGUGCCCAUUUGAAUCUGCCGAGUGUGACUCUCGAUCUAAACCCAACCACGUUCGUGCCGUCACUAUCAGUCCUGACGGAACACUCCUAGUCGCUGGUACUGAGGACAAUCUAAUUAGGGUCUUCUCCAUUGUUUCAUUUAAUAUGACCCACAUCCAUACCCUCGCUGCACACACUUCCGAAGUCUACGCUCUGUCUUUCUCAGCAAGUGGUUCCAUCCUCGCGUCCGCGUCAGGAGACCGGACAAUCAAAAUUUGGAGUAUCGUUCGAGAUGGCGACGAAACAAAGGUGGUCAAGAAAUACAAUCUUCAGCACUCGCUGUCCCAAUCUGACUCCAAUGCCGGCUUCGCCUCAGACAGCGACUCAGUCGAUGGUUCCAAGAUCGCGUUCACGUCCGUUGCCAUCGACUCUUCUGAACGGUACGUCGUGGCCGGGUCUCUUGACGGGAUAGUCAGGGUGUGGGAUCUGUCAGUCUCUCAGGUCCCACCCACCCAUAAUAAUGAUGGAGAGUCCUUGUCCUCGAAUGUAACUCCCUCCUUACACCUAAAAGGUCACACGGACAGCAUUUAUGGCGUUCUCUUUAUCUCGACAUCAUCUUACAGCGCGGACUUCGGGAUAGUGAGUGCCAGUUUGGAUAGAACGCUGAAAGUUUGGGAUGUACGAACCGAAGGCAGAGGUGAGGGAGAGUGCGUGAAGACCUUAAUAGGACAUAAAGAUUCUAUACUCGCUCUUUCGUGCACAUCCUCAGGCCGCGAACUACGACUCGCUUCUGGAUCGCGUGAUGGGAGUGUCAGAGUAUGGGAUUUGCGGAAGGGCGAACCUAUGUUUGGGGUAGUCGGGCAUCGUGAUACAGUCACGAUGGCCAGUUGCUCGCUUCUGGGAGCGGAGAUCGUGAAGUACGCAUAUGGCGAUAUACGAUACUUUGAAGUGCUGUACGGACCAACCAGCGAUUCGCAUUGUAUGGCCUUACUUCCCCGACCUUGGCGUAAAACGCUAGUGCAAGCCUGGAAGUGAGAUGUGUGAUGAGCAGGAUGUAUUUGAACUCAUUCACGCCUACAUUUCCGGAUAAUAUUCAGUUGGACUCGCAAACUAGUGUCUUUAGCGUUUAUCAUAUUUACACUUUUAUACAAAUACUUGAGAGGAUUUCGAUUGAGCUCUCGCAGACGCUCAACAUCUUAUUAAGAGUACCUUUCAGCAAGUACAUAUAUGUAAGCCAUACGCUUCCACGAUGCACAAGCAAAAAUCGAUAUAUAAAAAACAUUACGGCAAAAACAAACACUAAUCAAGGUGCAAUGGCAUAAUCUAUCCCCACCGACUUUUCUGCGCCUCAGAAUGAGAGCUGGAGUAGGGAUGAAACCGACCUCGGCCACGACCUCCCCUAUCCUUGCCUGGGGCUCGACUGGAAGAUGAUGCUUUCGAAGAUGUAAAGUCAAUUUGCGAGCGUUUUCCCUCUGAUGUAGAAGCCUUCUCGGAGCGAGCUUUCUGAACCUCAGCUUUGUGGGUAGGUACAAGUACACGAUCGAACGAGGACGUGUUCAAUGAUACGCCGAAUUUGGUGAACGGAUGCGGCGGAGAAUAUCCGCACAGUCGGAGAGAACGUAGUGGAAGAUAGUAUGAACAAGGGCCCACGAUACUGAGAACGCGAAAUCACUUACCGAUGCUAUUGGCAAACCAUUCGGGCUCGACGUCAUUUGGAUCCCAAGUAUCUUUGGGAAAGUUCGUUGUACGCUCAUUGACGUCAACAUACUCGACAAGCUUAGCAUACAGGUGAGGAUUAUGGAAGGAGCGAUUGGACAUGAGGGAAUCAUUGAAGUGCUUUGGAUUUGUGGGAUCACGUUUAAGAGCGUGAAAUUGAGCGAGUUUUCCUCAAUAGUGACAUCACAAGGUGUCUUUGAUUCUGAAGGUAUUCCCCAGUCGAGUAAACCAGGAAUCGGUGGAGGUCGCAAUAGUGCCCGAGUUCGAACGAGCUCGUCUGACGGUUCGGUGGAUGGUCCGGCCUGAUUUAGGUCGACUGGUACUUGUACGGUUUGUGUCGGGGCGUUGACGUUUACACUAGGACCACCCAUGAUAUCGGUUGAGACAUGAGCACGAGGAUGAGACUUCAGGUUUGCGGGGCGGCGUAUGAUGACUUGUGAUUUCGGUAAAAGCCCAACUGAAGCGAGUACUAUGUCAAUGCAUCAUUUAAAAAAAUGUAAAUAGUAUGAUUACCAUCUGCAGACGAAGUGAGAUGUGCUUUCGACGAUUUAUCCUAACCCAGACAGAAAGGACAGCCAACAAAGAGGGAAACGGCUAUAGCAGGUUGCAACGUAAAGACUCUUACAUGGGUAUUGUCCUUCACAGAGACAGGUC